This is a messenger RNA of Fonsecaea pedrosoi CBS 271.37, 1884 nucleotides long. RefSeq lists its product as uncharacterized. The transcript has a single exon. The coding region runs from base 1 to 1884 and encodes 627 amino acids. Gene Ontology annotation, cellular component: membrane. The record is from RefSeq and is a predicted model, not a curated record. Lineage: Eukaryota; Fungi; Ascomycota; Eurotiomycetes; Chaetothyriales; Herpotrichiellaceae. Gene Ontology annotation, biological process: transmembrane transport.
AUGUCCAGCACCGAUGGCCAACCAGACUCUCUCAACGGCCACUCCGGCUUCAUCCUCGCUGUCUUCUGCGUCGUCUCCAUCUUGGUUAUCUGGCCGAUCAAGAUUCCGCUACAGGCACCCCUGCAACGGCUUCUUCUCUCCACGCUUGUGAAUACCAGGGUUAUCAGACUGAGUGAGCACAGAAGCCUGUCUAGUCGCCAACUUCAUGUCCAUUUGUCUCUCACGACAGCCCCCGUCAUCGCCGUCGUUCUGCUCCUUGCGACAACAACUAUUCAUGGCUCUACGAUCAGACUUGGUAUUGUGGGAGACGAGACGGUCAAACCAUAUGACGUUCUUGUUCUCUUCAUUUCCCUCGCCUACAUCUCUAUCGCCCUUGACGGUACUGGUGCCCUCGAGGCCACUGCAUUCUAUGUCUCCAAACGCGGUGGCAGCUCUGGCCGAUUGCUGUUCACUUAUCUGUACGCCUUCUUUCUACUCACGGCAUGUGUCGUGGGCAAUGAUCCGCUCAUUCUCUCCGGCACACCGUUCUUGGCAUAUCUGAGCCAGCAUACGGGCCUUGAUCCGACGGCCUGGGUGUUUGCCGAGUUCAUGGCUGCAAACACUGCCUCCGCGGUGCUGGUGAGCAGCAACCCGACCAACAUUCUCAUCACAGGUAGUUUUGGACUCAACUACUUGACCGGCUUUACCAAGUGGACCGUUCUUCCCUCUCUGAUUCCGGCGGCCUUGAACUAUCCCAUUCUUCUCGGCAUGUUCUGGAAGAGGAUCCCCAAGACGCUGACACCCUUGACGGACGACCCGUGGAGCAAACUCCGUGACCGCACAGGUGCGUUCUUCCUUAGCGCGUUGAUGCUGGUCACCGUGUCGGUGCUCGUUGGUACGAGCUUCGUGCCAGGCCAUGCGGUGGAGGUCUGGAUGGUGACGGCGCCCGCCGGUGUGUUGGCAUUGCUCUUCAACGUUGUAAGCGACUGGCUUCACCCCGAGGUUGGUCGGGAAAUUGUGCGACACCAAUCGCGAGAUUCCGCGGCAGAGAUGGAGGAGAUGGAGGACAGAAGAUCAGGGCCAAUCCAAAUCCACGUCUCGGCAGGCGAUCAACCGGAGGAGCCUCCAGUUCUAGAGAACGGAGGGUACCCGUCACCCAAGCCGUCUGGGUCCUCAUCGCCAUCGCCACCGAUCCUGGCAAAAGACACGGAAGACACCCGAGCCAAAGACAAUACCCGGUGUACUGAAUCUACUCCUCCUCGACCACUUUCUCUUCCCCCUUCUGCAAGGUCUCGACACAACAAGGAAUCUGUGGCCCCUCCGGACCCCAGCACCAAGGACGAUCACACAUCGCUUACCUCUCUCCUUCGCGCGCUGUCGUCACGCUUCCCCUCCACAGCGCACACCGUCUCGCUGCUCCCGAUCCCGCUCCUGCCUUUCGCCAUGGCCGAGUUCAUCCUCGUCCGCGGCCUCUCCCAGCGCGGCUGGAUCCGCGUCUUCGCGAUCGGGUUCGCGCGGGCAUGCACGUCGCCCGCCGCGACCGUCUUCUUCUUCGGCUUCGUCAGCGCGGCCUUCCUGUGUCCGCUGGCCGGGACGAACAUCGGCGCGACCAUCAUCCUGGUCGAGAUCCUCCGCGAUGCGCAGUUCGCGCAGUCCGCAAACGUGCAGCGCGACCCGCGCGUCCUGCCCGCCGCCGUCUACAGCGUCGCCAUGGGCAGCAACAUCGGCGCUUUCAGCUACACGUUCGCCGGCUCCCUGGCCGGCCUGCUGUGGAGGGGCCUCCUCGCCCACAAGGGCGUGCGCGUGAGUCAGUGGAAGUUUGCCCGCGUGAACAUGCUGCCGCUGCUGAUGCAGAUUGUCGUAUCCAGCGCCAUUGUGCUGGGCGAGGUCUACUGGUUUGCAUAG